This is a messenger RNA of Monopterus albus (swamp eel), 601 nucleotides long. RefSeq names its product mitochondrial ribosomal protein S21 (gene mrps21). Gene Ontology annotation, biological process: translation. Gene Ontology annotation, cellular component: ribosome. Bases 45 to 308 code for a protein of 87 amino acids. The record is from RefSeq and is a predicted model, not a curated record. The transcript has 2 exons. Lineage: Eukaryota; Metazoa; Chordata; Actinopteri; Synbranchiformes; Synbranchidae. Gene Ontology annotation, molecular function: structural constituent of ribosome.
AGGUGUUUCCAGACGGUUGACUUUCGAGCAAACUCAGCCUAAUAAUGGCGAAGCACCUUCGUUUCCUUGCGCGAACGGUGAUGGUUCAAGACGGCAACGUUGAUACGGCGUACAAGACUUUAAACAGGCUCCUCACUCAGGAUGGGAUUAUUGAAACAGUGAAGCGGAAGCGCUACUAUGAGAAGCCAUGCCGAGAGCGACAGCGGAAGAACUUUGAGAACUGUAAGCGAAUCUACAACACAGAAAUGGCCAGGAAAAUUGCCUUUAUCUCCAGGACAAACAGAGAGGAUCCCUGGCUCGGCUGCUAGUGAAGUGGAGUGCGAUGAAGCAAAAUGUUAUCAAUGGACUGGUUGAGAUGGUGUCAGCACAACAGAGGAAGCAAACAUCAACACAGUGUCACUAUCACAUGUAAAUGAACUUGUCAGCAAUGAUCAUUGUGUUCAAUUUUUUCCCAAAAGGUCUGACUUAGGAGAGAAAAAUCUUCUAUACUCAUUCUUGGUUGAUAGGUUAACAUUGCUUUGACAUUUUUUUUAAUGUUCCGAGUGUUCCCGUACAGUUUUGCUAAUGAAAAAGCUAAUAAAUGUAUGCAAUGAUUUGAAAA